This is a messenger RNA of Sorex araneus (European shrew), 3903 nucleotides long. RefSeq names its product alpha kinase 1 (gene ALPK1). The record is from RefSeq and is a predicted model, not a curated record. Gene Ontology annotation, molecular function: protein serine/threonine kinase activity; ATP binding. Gene Ontology annotation, biological process: protein phosphorylation. The coding region runs from base 219 to 3170 and encodes 983 amino acids. NCBI's taxonomy places the organism in Eukaryota, Metazoa, Chordata, Mammalia, Eulipotyphla, Soricidae. The transcript has 10 exons.
GGCGGCGGCGUCCGGGACAGCGGCCCGCGGCCGGCACGUCGCUUCCUCCCUCCGCUGCGCCCCGGGGACCCUCCGUGCGGCCCGUGCGCCCGCCCCCCGAGAGGUACCUCGCCGCAGCCUGCAAGGGGCGCGUUGCUGGAAGCAUCAGUGUCUGCUCCCAGGUAAUUGAUCGCACAGCAGCCGGGGACUCUGGUCCGUGGUCCCGGAGAGGAAGCGUCAUGCAGAACCCAAAGGCCAUCGCUGCGCAGCUGGAAGAAUGCGUGCAGGGGCUGGACCGGCUCUGGCUGGAGGCCCGGGACGUGUCACAGGAGGACCAGAGCGGGGGACAGGGGUGGCAAGCUUGGCUCCCCGGCGAGUUGCGGAAGCUGGUCCAGGAGGCCAAGGAGAUGCGGUGGCCCUUCGUGCCCGAGAAGUGGCAGUACAAGCAGGCCGUGGGCCCGGAGGACAAAACCAACCUGCAGGACGUGAUCGGGGCCGGCCUGCAGCACUUACUGGCAGCCCUGAAAGCCAGCAUCGAGGCCGGGGACAGCGCCACGGCGGCCGCCAUCGUGUUCCUGAGUGACCGUUUCCUGUACGGGCUGGACCUGUCAGCGCCGCUGCUGCAGGUGGCGAGGGGCCUGCACCGGUGGCGGCCGGCCACCCCCCUCGCCCCGCAGGUGGUCAUCCGCCAGGCCCGGCUGGCCGUGCAUGGCCUGCUGAAGGACUGGGACCACCACCUGCUCUCAGCGGCCGAAGCCUGCAAGCUGGCGGCUGCCUUCAGCCCCUACACGCCCCUCUUCGUGCUCUCGGCCAUGAAUAUCCGCGGCGCCUGCCUGCUGUCCUACAGCAGUGCCCACGAAUGCCCUCCGGAGAAGCGGGGUCAGUACCUGGGCGAAGCCCGAGAGGCCUUCGGGAUCGGCCUGCUCACGAGGAGAGGCGACCGGGAGCCAGCCACGGGCAAACAGGAGCUGCACAGUUUCCUCAAGGCCGCGUUCGGGCUCACCGCGGUGCACCGGCGCCUGCACGGGGACACGGAGCCGGUCCGCGCCGCGGGUGGGCUGUGCAGAGAAGCGCUGGAGAAGCUGCACGCGCUCAGCUCGGCCCCCGGGAGCCCGGGGGAAGCCCGGCUGGCAGGGGACAUCCUGGCGGCCGUCAGCCAGGUGCAGGAGCGUUGGCGAGUCCAGAGCUUCGCCAGUGCAGACAGCCACUCCUACGUGCCGGAGAGUUUCCAGCGCGGCCCGGAGCAGCUGCUGAUGCUCGAGCAAGUGGACUUCCAGGAAGUGCUCCACGCCCACGCCCAGCACCACGCGGCCGUGUGCCAAGUCGUCGGGCGUCCGUGUGGCCGCAGCGCAGAGGGACGCGGCGGGCCGAAGGCGGGAGCGUGUGUCACGGCCCUGGACACGGACACCAGCACCGCGGCCCCGGAAGAAGAGCCGCGGUCCGGGGAAGGUCCAGGGCUGGUGGGCAGCCCUGUCGCUCUGGGGGCUGCGGAGGGUGGGGCGCCACGGCCCCCCGAGCCCAGCGGCGGAGGGAGGGAGGCUCUGAGCAGCUCCUGGAGCACGCUGUCCGGGAUCGCGUCCACCAGCAGCUGGGAAGAGGUGGGUCAUCCCGUGGAUGAGCCGCCCGCCCCGGAGGGGUCUGGCCCCCUGGCCAGGUCAGCGCCGCGGGAGGAUGGGCCACACGGGGUCCAGCCCACGUGGCCCACCGAGCUGCUGGAUCUGGAUGCGUCCUGGGCUGCUCCCGCGGCAGAGGCCACGGCGGGCUCCGGGGAUGCGUCUGCGCCCCCCAGACCCUCCUGUGGGCCCGCGACCCCCUGGGCUCCGGCUCCGUCUAGCCCGCCCCAAGACCCCGCGGCUUCUUCCUUCCAAGAGGAGGAGACCUUCGAAAUCCUCGGGGAGGUUCCAGAGAUCUCCUGCGAGGCCAGAGGCACCCAGAGCUCCAGCCCCUCCUGCAGGCCCCCCUCGGGCUGGGUGGACCCCGAAGCGGAAACCGCAGAAAGCACGGCGGACCCUCCCGGCGACCGUCCAGGGCUGGUGGGCAGCCCUGUCGCUCUAGGCCGGCCUGCUGGGCUCCCCGAGUCAGGGGUCGGCGCUGGCCGGGUCCCUGGCGCCCCAGGAACGGAUGCAAACAGGGGCUCCCACCGGCCCUAUGCUCCACGGGCGCCCGGAGGGGGCUCUAGAGCCCCCCAGGCCUGGGCACGCCCCUGCACCCAGGCGCCGGGGGGGCUGGGCGAGGACUGCACGACCACCACCGAGGAAGGAAACUGCAGCCGGGCCGCGUGGCUGCGCCCCCCCGUGUUCUGCGGCAGCCCGGGGUCAGCGGUCAGUCCCGCGGCCUCCCCGCCCGGAUGGACGAGGCCCGAGGUGCUGGCGGCGCGCACGCUGCAGCCUGAGGACGUGGCACAGCUCCUGGCCGGGGUGCGACACGAGUGGCUGUACCGGAGGCUGGCAGGGACCGGCGUGUUCCAGCCCUGCCAGCUGCACCGCGCGCACGAUGCUCUUCUGUUCAAAUAUUCCAAGAAUUCCGAAUUGUGGACAGCGCAGGAAACGGUUGUUUAUUUGGGGGACUACCUGAAUGUGAAGAAGAAAGGCAGACAAAGAAACGCUUUUUGGGUUUACCAUCUCCAUCAGGAAGAAACUCUGGGGAGGUAUGUUGGGAAAGAAUAUAAGGAGCAGAAAGGCCUUUGGAGCCACUUCUCCGACGUGGAGCGGCAGAUGACCGCACAGCACUACGUGACGGAGUUUAACAAGAGGCUUUACGAGCAGAAGAUCCCCACCCAGAUUUUCUACAUCCCGUCCACAGUGUUGCUGAUUUUGGAGGGCAGGACGAUAAAGGGGUGUAUCAGUGCGGAACCUUACAUGCCAGGAGAAUUCGUGAAGUUGUCAAAUAACACGACUGUGGUGAAAACGGAGCACAAAGCCACGGAAUGUGGUUUGGCUUAUGGCCAUUUUUCUUACGAGUUUUCCAAUCACAAGGAGGUCGUGGUUGAUUUGCAAGGCUGGGUGACAGGAAACGGAAAGGGACUUAUCUACCUCACAGACCCCCAGAUUCACUCUGUGGAGCGGAAGGACGUCUCGACCAACUUUGGGAAGAGGGGCAUCUCCUACUUCUUUAACGACCAGCACGUGAACUGUAACGAAAUAUGCCACAGACUUGCUCUGACCCGACCAGCCAUCGACAAACACCAUUAGCUCUGGCCUCUGAGGUCAUGAGACAGACGCCUGGUGCAUCACCCAUGUGGUUCUGUGUUCUCUCCGACCCCGUGGGACACCUCACAGCACGUGUGUUGGAAACCAGGCCCCCGGGAGCAUGGGCAGGGCCUGCGGGCCAGUUCUGGCCAGUGAUUUGUGAGAAAAAUCAGCCACUCUCACUUCAUUUUGUUGUUUGUGUGGAGUCAUACCUGAUGGUGCUCAUGGGUUACUCCUGGCUCUGUGCUCAGGGAUCACUCCAGGUGAUCUCAGGGGACCAUCUGGAGUGGCAAGGCUUGAGCCCAGGUCAGUGUCAUUUAAGGCAAACACCCUCCCCACUGGACUAUCACUCUGGCCCCUAGGAGACCUUACAGAUUUGCUACCUUGGCUGCAGCUACUAAGAAUAUACAGGAAGCGUCGACUGCUUAGCUUGAGUCCUGCAGCUACAGGACCAUGGAAGAGACCCCCCCCCCCACUCACACCUACAUGGACAACAAAACCAGCUGGGAAAAAAAGAAAAACAUGACAGAGGACAUGGCUCAGAGGACCAGGGCAUAUGUUUUUGCAUGCAAGAGGCUCCGGUUUGAUCUCAGCACCACAUGGUCCCCUGGGGCACCCACUCCCCUCCCUCCCCGCCAAAAAAUCUUCAGUGACUUAAGGUCCCAUUCUUCAACCUCUUUCCCAAAAUCUCUAACACUUAAGCAACACCAGAUGUCACAGUAGCUAAAACUUAUAA